Molecule: messenger RNA, 5936 nt
Organism: Homo sapiens (human)
Lineage: Eukaryota; Metazoa; Chordata; Mammalia; Primates; Hominidae
Exons: 1
Coding region: 621-1361 (246 amino acids)
Source: RefSeq, a predicted model, not a curated record
CCGUGCGCUCCUCUCCAGGACCCAGGCAAACACAAAAAAGGAGGCUCAGACAACCAAGCACCCAGGCCCGAACCUCCAACAAGCGUGUCUUGGGAGCGCUGCCCUGCACUUCCCACCCUGCCGGGGUCGCGGCGGUUUUUGUCCUCCUCCGCCGGCUCAGGGAAGACUGGUUAAAUUCCAGGUCAGCCCUACAGAGCCAGGGUUCGCCGGCAAAGAACAAAAAAACAAUUGUCUCCCUUAUAUCCGAGCAAAUAGUCUAGACUGGGGUGUUAAGCCAUUUAUAGAAAAAUCUCCAGGGCGCGCUCAGCCUCGUGGUCUUGUCAAUCACAGACGCACAAUAGCAAGCCUGCAAAGGGAACGGGGACGGGCGUGAACCAUUUCCUCCACCAGCAGGGUCCUCCGAUGCCGCAGCAUCCACCCCACACCUUAAACCUCAUGGUAUUAGUGGGCAAUUUAAAAGAUAAAGACACAGGGAAGCGGGACUAAUUGGGAAAACCUGCAGACAUUUGUUUUAAUGCGUAAUCUGCUAAAUAACUACGGGGGUGGGGGUGGGGAAGGAAGAGAUCCAAGGAGGCAGAAGGCUGCGGUCAAAAUAUUUUGGGGUGGCAGAGUCACGUAGGAUGUGGCUGUGGGUUCUGGCAGCCCAGAGAUUCAGCUCCCGCCUCCUCCCUCAGAGCGAGUCCAUAGCUACCCUCACGUCCCCCGUGGCGGUCCUCGCCACGCUCCGGAGCGGGUUACCCAUGAGGGUGCUAGACCUGGGCAGCGGGAACCUCGAAGAGGUGGAGAUUGCAGGCUGGGACUCCAGAUUUCGGGCAGGGAUGCGGGGAAGGGAAGACGCCUCGCUGGAGGCGGAAUGGAGGGCAAGGCGAAGGAGGAUGGUGCAGGAAACGGCGACAAGGCGCCCGGCCAGGCCCGCGAGCUACCGAGACCCGGGUUCCAAUCCUCCCCCCUUCCGCAAACGCCCGGGUUCGAGGUACCUGGCGGGCAAGGGCCGCAGCGGAGCGAAGCGGGCUGGCCAUGGGGAGGCUGCGGGGACGCGGGGCUGCAGAGAGCGGCAGUGGCACGGAGCGCGCGGCUGGAAGCGAAAGCAGGCGGUGUGGCCAAGCCCCGGCGCACGGCCCAUAGGGCGCUGGGUACCACGACCUGGGGCCGCGCGCCAGGGCCAGGCGCAGGGUACGACGCAACCCCUCCAGCAUCCCUUGGGGAGGAGCCUCCAACCGUCUCGUCCCAGUCUGUCUGCAGUCGCUAAAACCGAAGCGGUUGUCCCUGUCACCGGGGUCGCUUGCGGAGGCCCGAGAAUGCGCGCCACGAACGAGCGCCUUUCCAAGCGCAGAUAUUUCGCGAGCAUCCUUGUUUAUUAAACAACCUCUAGGUGAAUGGCCGGGAAGCGCCCCUCGGUCAAGGCUAAGGAAACCUCGGAGAAACUACAUUAGGGCAGCUUUUCCACCGACUCCAAAUCCAACUGACAAAAAGCAGUUUCUGCCCUCGAGAGUUUGCGGGCGGGGAUUGACAUUUGUGCGUCUGCUCUUGUCUGCCACUGACCGCUAUGUGCAAACUGAAGGGGGAGAACGUGAAUCCAGCUUUUAGAUUUCCCUGCGCCACCUACCCAAACCGAAUUUGUAACUCGGGGUGUUAUGGGGCUACCAGGCUCGCAUUCCCUAAGGGCCAUUUCUGCCCAAAGAUCUCAAUGCCUUUCAUCGUUUUCAGGCAAAGCAGACCAUCAAGAGCUCCAAUCAUACUGUUUUCAUAGUUUUCCGAUGUAGGCUCGUGAUCGCAAUAUUUAGAAAGAGGACUGGAAAAGUGAUGUUAGAAGUACUAUUCGGUUUAGAAAGGGAAAGGAGGAUUGGAAUAGCUAUUGUCUUAUAUGCAGUGUUCGCCUGGGGCAACGUCAGCCUAAAUUAUGAGCCUUCCUGGUUUUUAAAUUAAUAGGAAGUGGUAACUGGGGCUGACUUGAUCUUGGAAAGAGGGGGAGGGCAGUUUAUUCUGGGUGAAAGCGGUUAAAUCCGGUUUGGUUUUUUAAAUGGUUUCAUACAACGCUACUGAUAAUAUACUGUAGCUCUAAUCUUAUCAACUCAGAAAACCUACACUUUUCCUCUCCUUUAUACAAGGCACAGAAAGGCCUCUUACGCUGGGGUGGGGUCCCAAGCUCCAAAGACCACAGAGUCCAGGCAGGUCACGUACCACCAUAGAGCGGCGAGUGUCCCUGGAAGUCCAGGGUCGCUUAUAAGAUAAGUUUUGUCCUUGUUGUUUUGAGACGGAGUCUCGCUCUGUCGCCCAGGCUGGAGUGCAGUGGCGCGAUCUCGUCUAAUUGCAACAUCCGCCUCCCCGGUUCAAGCAAUUCUCCCAUCUCAGCCUCCCCAGUAGCCGGGACUACAGGCCUGCGCCACCACGCCGGGCUAAUUUUUGUAUUUUUUGUAGAGACCGGGUUUUGCUAUGUUGCCCAGGCUGCUCUCAAACUCCUGGACUCAAGCCACCCACCUAUCUCAGCCUCCCAAAGUGCUAGGAUUACAGGCGUGAGCCACGGCGCCCGGCCUCCAUCUGUAUUAACUGCUUCUAUUUCCUCCCCAUUAAGGGCUUCUGUCCAAUUAUUCCACCUAAAUAAGGUCUCUAAUAGCCUUCAUUUUGUUCCUGCCAAUGGUUUUGCUUCUCGUGCAUUUUCAUGGCUGCACCUAUGUGCUGAUGACUCCCAAAUAUAUUUUUUCAGUCCAUCUGUCUCCUGAGCAGUAGGUACUUGCUACUCAAAAAUCUGUCUAAAAUAAAAACGGUGUAUCUAUCCACCAUGUUCGAAGCACUGGGCUAGUUGCUGGGGGAGGGUUGAGAGCAUACCAUCAUCCUGUUAUCAUGCAUUGCCCCCAGCCAGAGAGAAAAGUGUUAAUUGUGUUAGAAAGUGUUAAGGAAUCCCACAGACAGAUGUAAAAUUAUAACAAGUGCUGCCUGUGCUCUAAGAGCCUCUAAUAAUGGAUUGUAUUGACUCAGAAAGGCCUGGAAAGGCUUUCAGCAAGUGAUCCUUGAGCAGAAAUCUGAAAGAUUAAAGAAAUUUACUAAAGGAAGAAGGGAUGAAGAGCACCUGGUAUGAAAGUGAGUUCCAGGACAAAAGAACUUCUCUGAGGAGGGCUGGAACAAAGGGCCAAAAGAGAGCCUGGGGCUGCGGUAGACAGAAGAGGAUGGAGCUUGGGCUAGUGAGUAGCCAAAGGGCCAGCCAAGUAGUGCCUUAGGGAGAGCUAAAGAAUAAUUUUAAAAAGCAAAAAUAAGGUAAAAGCCUGACUGUCAUACAGGUAUAAAAUAAACUAAAUUAUAGAGUUUAUUUAAAUCAUUUAAUGAAGUUACCAGGCAGAUAUAAAAACUGGUUCAAAGAACAGGCAUGUUUAUAGGUCAGAAAUAUUGAAAUGAAUAUGCAAAUGAAAUUGGCUUCUUCCACAGUAGGGGAGAGAAGUUAAUUGAACCCUGACCUUCAGAUUUUACUUGCAUGACUGCAUGCAAUAAUUAUUUUGCAUUUCUAUCAGUCAUCUGUAAAAUAACUCAAAAACAAUGAAACAAUGUAAGACCCAAUGAAAGGGCCCAUGGAAUCAGAAUCAGAUAACCUUAAAGGUUUGCUCUAAAUAAUUCAGUUUUCCAUUGAAGUACAAAUUUUUCCCUACAGUACGGUAAUAUAAUUUCUUCAUUCAAGAAGUGCUAUUAGUCAGCAACAGCUGAAGUAAACCAGACAUAGUAGUCACUGUACUUACUAGUUACACUAAGAAGCUGUAGCUUUAGCAGUUUUCAAUUUAGCUUAACCUAGGGGCAAGAGAAACCAUUGAAAGGUUAAGGAUUAGGUGGAGUAUGCAGGAGCGGUGACAGAAUUGAAGGUAUUGGCUGCAGUUUGGAGAUUGGAAGAGGGUCUGGGUGGAGAGGAAUGGAUUUUGAAGAAGCUAUUACAGAACCCACAUACGAGAUGAUCCUUUUAAUAAGUCAGAUUUGGCUGGUGGUUGGUAAUAGAAGUGGAGAGAAACAGCCAGAUUUCAGCAAGAAUGGAGAUAAGGUGGCAGCCUGGGCAACAUGGCAAAACCCUGUCUCUGGUAAAAAUACAAAAAUUAGCCGGGCUCGGUGGCAUGUGCCUGUAGUCCCAGCUACUCACGGGAUUAAGGUGAGAGGAUUACCUGAACUUGGUGAGGUUGAGGCUGCAGUGGGCCAGGAUCACACCACUGCACUUGCCUGGGUGACACAGUGAGACACCAUCUCAAAAAAAAAGAAAAAGAAAAAUAGAUGAUAUAAGGUGGGACAAGGAUGAGAGAAGUGCCAAGGAGGCCUCCUUGGAUCUGACUUGCUUAUCUAUUUGGUGAUGUUCACUAAGAAAAAAGGAAUGUUGAAAAAGAAUGUGUUUGAGGGGAUGAGGAGGAGUCUGGUUUGGGACCUAUGAUUUCUGAAGUGUCUCCAAGACUGGCUGUGAGAGAUCUGCCUGUCUGAAGCUCAGAGAAGAGGUCUGGAUUAGAGGUAUUAUUGAAUCAUUGGCAUAGAGGUGGUAACUGAAGCUAUGGGUGCGAAAGAGAAUCUCUAUGUCAGUUUUCUCCGCUGUAAAAUGAGACAAUAGCAACACUUCAUGUUUGUCAACUGGGAUAGAUGAGCAUUAAUAUAUGAAACUUAUGUAUAUUACUUAGAACCAUGCCUGAUGUCAGCCAUGCAGAAUAGGUGAAAGAACGGGCAUGGCUCUGUUUCCAUUAAACUGUAUUUGAAAAACGGGACAGAGCAAAUGUGGUCUGUGGACUGUAAGUUGCUUACUCCUGCUCUAUGUAGUUGCUCUAGUAGAAACAUAGCAGUUGUCCCUCAAAUGCAUCCAAGUGAUGAUCACCAAUGUCUAUCCAUUCUUGCUCCAAAUACCCUGACAGUUGCCAUUUCUCCAACCAUGUUAUCCGCAUCCUAGUACCAAACAGCUUCCAAGCAGCUCCUCUGACCCCAGCCUUGCUUCUCUUUAAGCCAUUCUUAGCAUGACAACCAGUGAAAAUGUCUCAAACGCAAAUCUGAAGACAUCUCCUCUUGGUCAAAAAACCUUCAAGGCUUCACAUCACCCAUUUGACAAAAUGAUUGGCAAGCUCCCAGCCCAUCCCAGAUUCUGCCUUCUGCCUCUGACUCUCCAGCUCACCUUUUGCUAGGCUCUUUCUUUCUCUCUCCCCCCACACAUUUAAUUUAUUUCAGUCCUUUCGGACAUCAGGCCUUCUCACAGGUGCCCAAAUACCUGUAACAUUCCCUGCCUUUGCCAGGCACUGUCAUCCUUCCUUGUUCAGUCCCUGUGCCAUGUCCUUGGCAGGAACGUCUCUGAACCCUGUCUAGGCUACAGUGGGUUCCUCUGCUGUUUAUUUACAUACAAUGCUUGCCAUUUCAAAAUAAUGGUAAUAUUUUAUUCUAAUCAUUUGAUUAAUGCUCUUCUAAUUUUAUGAUGGGAAGUUCAUGUCUGUCAGGCCUCUGAGCCCAAGCUAAUCCAUCAUAUCCCCUGUGACCUGCACGUAUACAUCCAGAUGGCCUGAAGCAACUGAAGAUCAACAAAAGUGAAAAUAGCAGGUUCCUGCCUUAACUGAUGACAUUCCACUGUUGUGAUUUGUUCCUGCCCCACCCUAACCGAUCAAUUGACUUUGUGACAAUACACCCUCCCUGCCCUUGCGAUAAUGUACUUUGUGAUAUUUCCCCACCCUUGUGAAUGCACUUUGUAUGAUACACCCUCCCCACCCUUGAGAAGGUACUUUGUAAUAUCCUUCCCUGCCCUUAAGGUACUUUGUAAUAUUCUCCUCGCCCUUGAGAAUGUACUUUGUAAGAUCCAUCCCCUGCCCACAAAAAAUUGUUCCUACUCCACCGCCUAUCCCAAACCUCUAAGAACUAAUUAUAAUCCCACCACCCUUUGCUGACUCUCUUUUCAGACUCGGCCCGCCUGUACCCAGGUGAUUAAAAAGCUUUAUUGCUCACACAAA